AUGGAGGAAGAAUUGGGGAGAGUUUUAGAGUGGUGUGGCAGUACCCUACUGCGCACCUCCGACGGCUCGGAUCUCAUCUCGGCAAUAAACGGCUAUCGAUCGUUGAUUGCCGAGAUGAGAUUCAAGCCGCCGUCAGAUCCUGAGCCGAUCCUCGAGUUGCUUGCAAGCAACUCGGUAAUCAUUCGCAGCCCAAACACUAACUUUCCUCCUUGUUGUUUGCAUUCUGCUUUGAAGUUACUUGGAAGUUUCGGAACAGAGCUAUGGCGAUUUUCAGUGACUGAAAUCCAAUGUCCUUCGAAUUAUCAUCAAUCGGGAAAAAGCAGGAAAGUAAUUAAGAAGGUUGGGAAGAAAGAGCAUCACUUGUGGAAAAAAAGAGAUUCAGCUGGGUCUGGGCAAAAGGCACUCAACCUUGUUCAGAUUGUAUCUGGACUGCCAAAUGAGAAAGAAGCCGUUUAUGGUGCUUUGGAUAAAUGGACUGCUUGGGAAACAGAAUUUCCAUUAAUUGCUGCCUCUAAGGCUCUACGAAUGUUGAGGAAGAGGAGUCGGUGGAUUCGGGUGAUUCAAGUUGCCAAGUGGAUGUUGAGCAAAGGUCAAGGAGCGACUAUGGGAACAUACGACACCCUUCUACUAGCAUUUGACAUGGAUCAGAGGGUCGAUGAGGCAGAAUCAUUAUGGAAUAUGAUUUUGCAUACGCAUACACGUUCUAUCUCAAAGCAAUUGUUUGCUCGGAUGAUCUCCUUGUAUGAACAUCAUAACCUUCCAGAAAAGAUAAUUGAGGUGUUUGCAGACAUGGAGGAGUUAGGUGUAAAGCCAGAUGAAGACACCGUCAGGAAAGUGGCAUGUGCCUUCCAAAACCUAGGUCAAGUGGACAAUCAGAAGCUGGUUCUCAGGAAGUACCUGAGUAAAUGGAAAUACAUCCACUUCAAGGGUGAACGGGUUAGGGUAAGAAGAGAAACAUGGGAUAUAUAAAAUGCUGUUUAGACAUUCGGCUCACUAAAUGGGUGGGAAUCUAUACAUUCGCAAAAGAAGCAAACUACCAUCUGGCCUUUCAGUUUAGACCCUGAAUUUGAUCAAAGUGAACAUUUUCCAGUGGGAAAAAAAAUCAACUUGCUCUUCCAUGACUACUAGUUUCCCAUGUCAUCAUGAGACAUUGACAUGCCUAUCCAGUCUAUCUUCCUCUGCCUGAUAAUGUGGUGCUACAUUUCCAAAGAGUUGCAUUUGCUGAAACUAUGGGCAGAAUGGUUUCCUGGGUCAAAGAAAGUAGAUUGUCUUACAGGGGCUCGUUUCUACCUUGUUUUAACAAUCUGGAGGCAGAUUCAACAUCAGGAAAGAUUUUGCCGACUUAACAUUUUGUGCCCAUUGGUCUGUUCAUUUACAAGCAUCAGGAGUUUGAAAGGAACAUCAACGUUGCUAAAUUGAAGGUUCUAAUUUGAUAGGCCAAGUCGGUGAAAGUGAUUUCUGUGUUCUUUUAGUAGGAGGGGGUGUAUACGGAAGUGCUGUGCCAUCUUGUACAUUCGACGCUGGUUUAUUUUCUAUAUAGACAAUGGAGUACACUUGAUUCUAGCUAA
Messenger RNA from Rhododendron vialii, 1568 nucleotides. Its product is annotated as pentatricopeptide repeat-containing protein At4g18975, chloroplastic. Gene Ontology annotation, molecular function: protein binding. The coding region runs from base 1 to 969 and encodes 322 amino acids. Lineage: Eukaryota; Viridiplantae; Streptophyta; Magnoliopsida; Ericales; Ericaceae. The transcript has 7 exons. The record is from RefSeq and is a predicted model, not a curated record.